Molecule: messenger RNA, 891 nt
Organism: Boeremia exigua
Lineage: Eukaryota; Fungi; Ascomycota; Dothideomycetes; Pleosporales; Didymellaceae
Exons: 3
Coding region: 199-858 (219 amino acids)
Source: RefSeq, a predicted model, not a curated record
CACAAUUCGCAUUCUCGAAGCUUGACCCCGCGACAAGCCGCACGAUCUACCACUGGCACGUCUCGAAGGACUAGCCGAUGACGUCUUAGACUCUACUGAACGCGUUCGAGAAAGCACGCGUCACAGGCAAAUGAUUGCUUGCAUAAAGGAACGUCAGGCGAAUCUCAUCUAUAGGCAUAAGUAUUCGAAGUCCAACAAAUGCGUCCAUUCACAACUACACGAACCUGCAACACAGCGCUCAGACAGUUAUCGAAGCCCACAGUCUCGCAUAUAUCCAGAUUCACAACAUCAGCCAGAAUGUCUUCCGCUGAAGCUGUACCCGGCAUUCCCAGCCAAUCUUCCUCCUCCCUUAACAUCGAGAACACCGACAUCCAAACUGCUUCUGGCGUCACUCUUUCCUCGCAACAACAGACUGUCGUUGGCUCAAUCCUCGAUCUCUUCGCUGGCCGCCCCUCGCUGAAGAAACUUGCUCUGUGGCGCGACGACGCAACGUUCGAAGAUCCCAUCACCAUUGCCCAGGGCCGCGACAAGUACCAGGCGCAAUGGUACGGAUUGCAGAGCGCAUUCAGUAAGAUCGAGAGACAGCAUCAUAGCGUCACGGAUGCUGGAAACCCAAUCUUAAUGGACAUGAAGACAAAGUAUGUAGUUAAGGGAAUUGGAAUGGAGCAGAUAGUCAGCAGUGUUGUGGCUAUUCACCUCGAUGGGGAAGGAAAGAUCCAGAAGGUUGAGGAUAAGUGGAACGGCAAACUGCCGGAAGGCGCGAUCGCAAAUGCCUUCCGCCACCUCAACGCUGUGACUGUGCCGAAAUUGAUCAAUGUACCCAAGAACGACAAGGAGGAUGCUGAGAGGGGAAACUAGGUUAUCGUCUCGCGAGAGUAAGUUGCUAGUCUA